Molecule: messenger RNA, 654 nt
Organism: Oncorhynchus nerka (sockeye salmon)
Lineage: Eukaryota; Metazoa; Chordata; Actinopteri; Salmoniformes; Salmonidae
Exons: 2
Source: RefSeq, a predicted model, not a curated record
CGUAACAGUAGUAGUAACAGUAGUAGUAGUAGUAGUAGUAGUAGUAACAGUAGUAGUAACAGUAGUGGCAGUAGUAGUAGUAGUAGUAGCAGUAGUAGUAACAGCAGUAGUAGUAGUAGUAGUUGUAGUAGUAGUAACAGUAGUAGUAGCAGCAGUAAUAACAGUAGCAGCAGUAGUAGUAGUAGUAGUAGUAGUAGUAGUAGUAGUAGUAACAGUAGUAGUAGCAGCAGUAAUAACAGUAGCGGCAGUAGCAGUAGUAGUAGUGGUAACAGUAGAAGUAGCAGUAGUAAUAACAGUAGCGGCAGUAGUAGUAGUAGUAACAGUAGAAGUAACAGUAGUAGUAACAGCAUUAAUAACAGUAGCAGCAGUAGUAGUAGUAGUAGUAGUAGUAGUAGUAGUAGUAGCAGUAGUAGUAGUAGUAACAGUAGUAGUAGCAGCAGUAAUAACAGUAGCGGCAGUAGUAGUAGUAGCAGUAGUAGUAGUAGUGGUAACAGUAGAAGUAGCAGUAAUGGCAGUAGUCGUAAGAGUAGUAGUAACAGUAGAAGUAACAGUAGUAGUAGUAGUAGUAACAGUAGCAGUAACAGUAGUAGUAACAGUAGUGGCAGUAGCAGUAGUAAUAACAGUAGUGGCAGUAGUAGUAGUAGCAGUAGUAGU